CCCGCCCGCCCACCCGCGCAUCCUUCCCCUGCCUCUCAGCAGCUCCCACCCCCCCGGGCCGCGCUGGGGGCAGGGAGGGCUGUCGGGACCGCGCAGCCACGCCCUCCUCUGGUACAGGACCAGCUGGUGCCAAUAUCAGCUCGGCUGCGGUUGGCUCCGGAGGCUGCGCACUGUGCGGGGACUGCGGUACCGGCUGUGGCGGCGGCGGCGGGCAGAAGCUGCAGAUGCCGAGAGAAUGACUAGGGCAGCGGUGCUGCGGCAGCCGCGAGGCAGCCCCGGGCGCCGGCGGAUCGAGUCCCUCCGCGGGCUGCUGCUGCUGCACUUGCUGCUCCUGGCCCCGCGGUCGGAAGCCUCGGAUCCGCAGGUUCCGCUGCUGCUGUGGUCCAGCUCCCCGGGCUUGCGGGCCUCGGUGGAAAACCCGUAUGAAGGCCACAUCUACACCCGUCCUGAGCUUUACACCUGCCUGGACCCCAUCCUGGAGAAGGGCCCGCGGACCGUCCUGCUGAUCCUGCAGGAAAAGCUGAGGCUGGAGGAUUUCACUGCUUUCGGUGAGGGGCUGGGCGACAAGCCGGGAAGUCCUUUCCCCAACCUGCAGGAAAUCCUGGAAAAGGCCCCCUCCUCCCUGGUGCUGCCUUCCGUGGGCUGGUCCGCAGCGGCCACCUUGACCUCCUACCUGACCCAGAAGUUGGGUACGGGGCCUCUCCAUGUUGACCAGGCGUCCCUAAGAGAGCUGAAGCUGAACACCACCCAGCCUGUCCUGCUGCUGGUGUACAUACCCUCAGGGGCCAGCAGCGACCCGGGGGCUCACAAGGAAGCCCUGGCUAGUCAAGAUAAGAUCCUUGGGCAGGUGCUGAGCAGGCUCCAAGCAGAAGGGAAACCUUACACAGCCGUGCUCACGGCCCUCCGGCCCUCCAGGGCAGCCCGAGAUCUGUCCCUUGUGUCCAGGGGACUGGGGCAGCAUCUUCUCGGGGAGGGCCAAGAGUAUAAAAGCCAGCCAGCCUGGCCAGCAGCCCUGCCUCCAGUGAGCUACAGCGACACGGAGCCUCGCAUCCUGUUCUGGGCCAGGCAUUUCUCGGUGAGUUAUGACAGCCAGACCCAAGACCUCACAUCGCUCACCUUUGGCGCCCCAGAGCUCAACUUGACUGGCUCCAGCUGGAACGACUCCACGGCCCAGCUUGUGAUGACCUACAACAAUCUCUUUGGGCCCUUCCUGAGGCUGAGGUUCAGUAUGAUCAAUCACUUCUACCCAGGGUCCCACCGGAGCUGGUUCACCAUGGAGGGGCUGGAGAUCAAGACCCACAACUCCACCGCCUUCUUCAGUUCUGUGCAGGUCAUUGCCCCCAGCACCUACUCCUACCACUGCCAGUAUGUAAGCAGUGACCCCACCAAAUGGGGCCUUCUGAUGCCUCACGAUAUUCGCUCCCCCUGGAGUGUAACACUCCAGGAUUUCCAGAUCCAGGCUUUCAACCUGUCUGGUGGCAGCUUUUCAGGGGCCAGUGAUUGUGCAGCCUUCUUCUCUCCUGCUAUCUGGAUGGGGCUGGUCUCUUCCCUCUUCAUGCUUUUUUGCAUUACCUUUGGGGUACAUAUCAUCUUUAAACUCAAGUCCCUAAACCGUUUUGAUGAAUACAAAGGGGACCCCCUCUUUGAGCCCCUUAUGGACUGAUACCAUAGAAAGAUUGUAGAUCUAAUUGUGCGUCUAUUUUCCUGGUUCCCUAAUCUUUUCAGUAUCUAUGGCUCCCCCGUGUGUUAUCCUGCCUAACUUCUCCCCUCUCCCAUCUAAUUUAACAAGCAUUUAUGAGGUGCUUCCUCUAUGCUCGGUGCUGGGGAUGUGAGAACAAAAAUGAAGGAGAUUCUGCUCGCAAGGAGUGAGAGUUGUUUUGUUGCCUACGCAUUUGGGAAGCAGCUGUAAAUAGUUUAGAGAUCUAGAGCUGAGAAGGAUCUUACAGGCCAUCUAAUCUGACUCUCAUUUCACAAGUGAGAAAAUAGACUCAAAGGAAUUAGGUGGUAACUAGUAAUAUACUUAGUAAGCGAAAGAGCAAAGUAGAAUGGGAACCCCUGACCUCCAGCUCCGAUUUACUAAUUUUCCACUGCACCAUUUUGGCUUCAAUCUGCCUUUCCUUCCCAAGGAAGGAAUUACUAUUAAUACUAACAGUAUUCCCAUAACAAAUAUCCCUCAGAGGAAAUCUGGGAGGCCAAAAAAAAAAAAAAUGUAUAAGAGAGCUUGGCUCUGAGUCUUGGGAAUAACUUUAAUGAAUCCUUGCAAUGAAUUAUAGAGAAAGUACUAAUUAAUACCCUCUUCCAAUCUCCAUAACCAAAUCUAGAUGCAAUAAGUACUUUUUUAUUAGUUUUAUAAAGAGAAAUUCCUCAUUUAGAAGGCAGGGAUUGGAGGUAUUGAAAUCUAUUUUGUAUUGAAAGCUAUUGAAAUCCCUUUGCCCUCUAUGCUGGCUGUCUGCUCUUAUACCUUUCCUCCCAAUCAAUGCCUCCCAUUAGGAGGUAAUAGGUUUCCUUUUCUUAAGAUUAAGAAGCAAAGGCUGGAUUACCACUUGUUGGUUACAGUAUCAGGAAGAUAAUUAUUCAAGGUAUGGAUUUAAACAGAUGAUUUCUCAAUUCUAAGAUCUUGUGAUACUAUCAAGAAGGGUUAUACUAGAGCAGAUAUUGUCUGCCUGCAUGUGAGAGAUUUGUGAGCCUGCUUCUGACUAUAUGGGACUCAUGAAUAAGCUCCUUGCAUGAUGGCUUCUUUCCAUAGGACGUGUAUUUAAUCUUGUAUGGACUGAUUUAUAUAUUUGGUCCCAUGAGGAUUGAUAUUCUUUUCCAUCCCCAGCUUUUAGUAUAGUGGUCUGUAAAUAGUAGUGGGGGGGUGUUAAUAUAUACUUUUUCAUUAGAUUCCCCUUCUUAUCUCCUGAGCCAUAAGAGCUCAGGAGAGUCAGGGAGACACAAAGGGCUUUCUUCCUUCCUGGCUGUGAAUCUCACAGAGUGAUUCCAGUUGGGCCCCCAGUGUCAGAUGAGAAAAGGGUACAAAUGCCCUUUCUCACCUGGCCCCCAUGCGGUCGUGAUGUGGCCGCCCUUAUAUUUGGUGUUUGUUCUUAUAUAACCUUUGAUGAGUGAAUAUUCCCUGGUGCAUGCGUCCAGGACUGAGUGUGCUUGUGAAUUCCCAAAGUCUGAAGAUCACCAGAGGCAUGUGAGUGUGGCUUUCUUUCACAAAGCAGUUCAUCACCUAGGAAACUUUUGCAUCAGAGAAUAUGGACAAAGAGAAUAUGGACCAAAGGUGUGGUGCAACCCUGGCAACUAUGGGCUAGGAAUGUCUGGAAAGUGUGGGGUUCUUUGAAACAUAAGACACUGGUAUAUCGAUUUUUAGCACAAAAUACUUUCUGUUCUGCUGAAACUUAAAUGUUGGUCUCUUAACAGUGCAACCAAGUUAUGACAAAUCCUGUAAUUCCUUUUAAAUAUAUUCUGUGACUGUGUUGUGAUUCAUGUUCAGCAAUUCUUUCAGUGUAGGAAUAAACUGUUUCAUACCUGAUCAUUGUUUUUACAUUGAGUAUUAUUGUUUACCUCCUUCGUCUUGGUAUUUGCACGUCAUAAACAGGCUGCCCCUGUAAAGGUAUUGAGGGUUGGGAAAGGGAACAUAGUCUAACUAUCUCGGGGAGAGCAACAAACAGUAUCCCAAUACCGCGCAGGAUUUAAAUCCAACAACUAGUGACUAGAGAGGAAAUAUAAAAAAUUCCUUCCAUUGAUUGAAAGUUAAGGCACUACGUCACCUCUUAGAGAGGGGAGGAGGGAGGCGAGAAGUCCCACCUCUUGGUGACGUCAUGGGGCGGGACAUUCUCUCUAAGCCGCCGAUCCUCCCGCAUCCCUAAAUGGCCGAUUUCAGCAUCUCUCCAGCGGUCUGGGAGGGAGAGGAGUUGUGACGUAGGGCUGUUACUGGGCAGAAGAACUCUCCAGGAAGCCCAACGCGGCAAGGCCCGCCUUGGAUCCUCCUCGGUAAGCAGCCGCCCUCUCCACGACCUCUCUCUGGACCUCUAAGGAACUCCAUUCCCUGCCCAGUCCUGGCAAGGCCAACAUGCACAAACUGACGGUUGGUGAUGUUCCCCAGGCCUGGGGAACCUGGAGAACCUUGGGAAAGGCUACAUCUGUAGCCCAGGUUUGAGAAGAGCCCCCAGACUCAGUUUCCCUUCCUGCAGGACAUGCUGAGCCUUGACUGUUUCCCUGCCUAUGGCCAGCUCUUUGUCAGCAAAGCAGACAGGGCUGCCUCCCAAAUGGAGAGUGCCCAAGACUCCUCGCUGGAGCCUGCUGUGGGCCGGUCUGCAGCUGCCACCUUGACCUCUUAGCUGACCCAGAAGUGGGGAGCCAGCCCUCCCCAUGUGGAACAGAGCCCCUUGGAGGAGCUGGGGCUGAACAGCCCUACUCUGCCAAGCUGCUGAGGAGAGGGAGCCAGCCCCUCUUGGGGGGCCCUCCCCACCCUCCCCUCUCCAGACCAGCAGUGUCUCAGAGACAUCCCAAGACACAAGAUGCCUGGGCUCCAGUCAGAAAAAACAGCUUCUCCAGCCACUCCUUACCGGGCAGCCCUUAGGAUGGCCUGGGUGGAUCUCUUGGCAGGGCAUCUGGAGGGGCAGCUGCUGGGUCAGCCUGGCCAUAGCCACCACUACCAGCAGCAGCACAAGUGACUUACAGGGACAUGGAGCUGGGUCUGUCCAGAUCCAGCCAGGCCUUCCCUGUGACCUAGAACAAGCAGAGAAGGGGCCUGCCUGCCCCCUGACCUGGGGAGUUCCAGAACCCAUCUGACUGGCACCAGCUGGAAAGACUCCAUGGCUCAUCAGAGCCCCUCCUCAGCCUCUUCCUGAAACUCCAUCUGGCCAUUCACCUUCUAGUCCGGAUCAAACUGGGCUGGGUUCACAGAGGCUGCAAAAUGAUGUUAUUUUCUGACUGGAGUCCAACAGUCAGGAGUGGAAGGGGCUGGAUUCCAGGGCACUGGCCCCUAGACAGGAAGGAAGGGGCUGGGGGGAAGAGCUGUUGAGUGACAUGACCCUGAUUUGUGUCCCCAGGAACUGAAAGGCCAGCCACCUUCUCAUCUCUUCCUUUGUUUCCUGAUGUGUCUUAUUAGCACCUGACAAAAGACAAGACACCUAAAAAAAAUCCAUGGGUCAGAGCCUCUUUGAGGCUUAGCUAAGGCAGGCUUGGGGGGAGUUUUAGGUGCGAUGCUUGCUCUUCAGAUGGGGGAGUUCUCGAGGCUGCAGGGACCAAGCUAGCUUAGGUGGCAGCAGAAACCUUCCUGUCUGCCAUCCCAAAUGGAUGUUGCUGCCUCCCACCAGGCUGCAGGAUCCUGGUCAAGAACAUGCAGGUGUGGGGAGAGAGUUUAGAACAUGGUCCUUAAUUCCCUUCCACAGCUGAGACUCUUUGGUUCUGCCCUUCCUAAUUGUGUGUCAUGAAUCUUUCUUGUAAGGGGUGGACAAGUGUUGUCUGCCUCAUGGGAGGUCCUCAUGGGACCUUGAAGGACCUGCUUCUGGACCCUAGAGCUCCUGGAUGAGGCCCUGACAGUGUGUAUAUGAGCACCUUCUCUGUGGUCCUCUUGGUUCUUACAGAUCUGUAAGUGUGGUCGACUGCAGGGACUGUUUCUCCUUUUUCCCCCAAGGCCCAGAAUAUUCCCCAAGGGAUGGCCUGUUAGUUUGUGUUUCCCCAGUGACUAGAAGGACAGACUUGGGUUCAGAGACCUGACUCCAACCCCUGCCUCAGGCAGACACUAGCUGUGUGACCUUAAGUCUUAAUCACCUCUGCUUGCUCAUCUGUCACCUGGGCAGAAGGCUAGCUGCCCCCCCCAGGGAGGUUGUGGGGUUCAGGUGACAUACCCCAUGCAUAUUGCUUUGCCUUGCUGCUGCUGCUGUGUAAAUACUAGUUACCCUUAUGGUCUUAACUGUUGUUUGACAGAAAUCUCCUCAGUUCUCUCCUGGGCCAGAGGAGCUCAGUGAACGCAGAUACCUCAAAAGAUUUUUUUUUCCUUGUCCCUCAGAAUCAUCUAGACUAGUUCCAGAUGGAUCCCCAGGAGUGGGAGAGAGAAGGGGCAGUAGCCCCUUUUCCUGCCUGGCCUUCCCUGGCUGUGGCAUCAUGGUCCCCCUGCUGUUAUUGUGUCUGACCCUUCCUGGUCUUCUCCCCCAGAAGCCCUGCUGGAUUUGUGAAGGCCUGACAGUGAGUGGGAUAGCUGUCCUGGCUCAGCUGAGUCAGGGCAAGAUUCUGUGUCAGGCCUGGAUGACCACAUGGGGCAUAUUGUCCGUGGUCCCCACAUAGGGGAUUUUGGUCUUAUUUGGUGUCCCCUUUGUCUCCUGCCCAGGACUGCAGUUCUGUCUGCCAGGAGGAUUUCUCUCACUGUCUCCUCCUUCUAUAUAUAAGGAAGUCUGCCCCUCACUGUAUCACCUCGCUUCUAUGUAAUACAAUUCAAAAAGGCUUUAUUCAGGCCUCCUCUGGGUCCAGUGUUAGGGACAGAAAAAUACUUUGAAAAGUCCUCUCUUACCCAACGAGCUAGGAGCAGUUAUUUCUCCACUCCUCAUCCACAUGGGAGAUUUUGAGCAGGACAAGACCCUAGUGGCAAGCUCUAUGAUCUGAUUCCUUCAUUGCAUGCUCAUGGAAACUGAGGCCCCAUAUGGUUAGGCACUUUUUCCAAGGAGAAACAGGCUCAGGAAAUCUUUGAUUGAUUGGUCCCUGUCUUCUGAUUCCAAAUGGAAAUUUUAUUCUGUGCUGGAGAAGUGGUCUCUCCUGGGGAAGCUGAAGGUCAGUGUGAUAGAGCUUAGCUUUAGGUCACUGGGACAUUCAGUGGUAGCCCAUUCCUGCUGCAGGAAUCCCAGAAGUGUCUGCUGACCCUCAGAGAAUGGGCAAGAACUGUUCCCUUUUCCAUUCUAGACAACUGGGGAUGUAGAGGGGUGUCUGGGCAAUCCAUCAAUGGAGAAAAAUCCUGUUUUGAGGGAAAGGCCUGCUCUCCUUCCCACACCCUGUCUCUCUUCCUGUUAUCUUCCUCAUCUACCACCUGUCCAAAUCUCUCUGCCCUUGGAGUGCUUGACCCAAAGCCCCAAGAACCCUGCUGUCCCUUGUUCUUCCAGCAUUGUCAUGAUUGCCUUCUGACAGGAUACAGGCUGCUUAGAGGGAGCAUGGGUUAGAUGCUUUGAGAGGGAGUGUGGGUGUGUGUGGGUGUGUGUGGGUGUGGUAAAUGGGUACUUUCCAUUAACCAUGUAUUUUAUUUCUGUGUACUGAGGUGUCUAUAUGAUGAUCCUCAAGGGGGGGAGGGGUUAAUUUUUUUUUUUUUUUAUGUCCUCACUAGCAGCAAGUUUAAAGCUGGGAGGGUUUAAUCACUUUUGUAAUCGCUUGUUAAUUGUUUAAGAUUCUUUUAAUUGUCUGCUGAAACAAGAGUUCAGUAGAAUUAGUCAGUACAAAAAGGGCUACUUUCCUUCCCCACGGUGAAUCCUGUAAAGUGGUUCCAGGUGGGUCCCCAGAGUUGGGUGGGAAGGGGGACGAUUGUCCUCUCUCCCACCUGGCCUCCAUAUGGCCACGAGGCCAUCCCUAAAGAGUGAGUGUGUGUGUGUGUGAGCAGCAUGUUUGGCACCUCUGAGUGGGUCCGGGUGGAUGGUCCUGAGGCAUGUAUGGGUGUUAUGUGUGGGUUGCGUUUCUGUGGUUGGGUGUGUAUCCUUUAUUAAUAGUAAGUAAAUGUGUAUCCGGGUCUCCAGCAAUUGGCUGGGUUUCUAGAUUGUAAAAGCUGUCCAUGUUAGGAGAGGUCUGUGGAUGGGCACCUGGCUUUUCCACAGUGUUGUCUGGAAAGCUGCUUUCAGUAGCGAAUGCCCACCCUCCUACCAGGAGGGCUCAGACAGGGCCCAGCCUAGGAGGCCGUCUCCCUUUGCAAGUGGCUCGCCCCGGACAUCUCCCAGCAUUGUCCCUCUCGUGAUUCUGUAAGUCAACGCAGUGUCCAGACCUCUUCUCCGAGCCGGAAUAAAGGACUUAUUCUGGACCCUA
Messenger RNA from Antechinus flavipes (yellow-footed antechinus), 7986 nucleotides. RefSeq names its product V-type proton ATPase subunit S1-like. The coding region runs from base 236 to 1663 and encodes 475 amino acids. The transcript has 2 exons. NCBI's taxonomy places the organism in Eukaryota, Metazoa, Chordata, Mammalia, Dasyuromorphia, Dasyuridae. Gene Ontology annotation, cellular component: proton-transporting V-type ATPase complex. The record is from RefSeq and is a predicted model, not a curated record.